AUGGAUGUAAUCCUGACAGCGAUCAAGGGAACUGACGAAGUGGAGGACCAUACGGCGUACGUACCGAAUUCUGAUCGAAAGUAUUUGAUAAUUACCCUGGGUAUAGUCGUGGUCGCAUACCUGAUCUCGAUGUCGACGGAUUGCCUCGGGGUGGUCCUGGAACUGAAUGGUAUUCUGGCAGCGGUGCCGUUAGCCUACAUCCUCCCUGGCCUGUGCUACCUCAAGCUGGAAGAGGGACCCGUCCUUUCCUCGAAGAAGCUCCCAGCCCUUGGCCUGAUGUCCGCAGGCGUGCUUGCCGCUGUUUCCGGUUUGCUCUUGUUGAUACUGAACAACUCGUCCGGCUCCUGUGUACAUGGAAAGGUAAUGCCGUAUUGUAUGGAGAACUCUAACAGCACGAGCUCCAAUUCGACUGUCAGGAGUACCAUGUCUCCAAUUUAA
This is a messenger RNA of Ceratina calcarata, 438 nucleotides long. Its product is annotated as putative sodium-coupled neutral amino acid transporter 11. The record is from RefSeq and is a predicted model, not a curated record. NCBI's taxonomy places the organism in Eukaryota, Metazoa, Arthropoda, Insecta, Hymenoptera, Apidae. The coding region runs from base 1 to 438 and encodes 145 amino acids. The transcript has 2 exons.